Messenger RNA from Gasterosteus aculeatus aculeatus (three-spined stickleback), 1510 nucleotides. RefSeq names its product chromosome 20 C8orf76 homolog (gene c20h8orf76). Gene Ontology annotation, molecular function: protein binding. NCBI's taxonomy places the organism in Eukaryota, Metazoa, Chordata, Actinopteri, Perciformes, Gasterosteidae. The record is from RefSeq and is a predicted model, not a curated record.
UGGCACCUUCACUUCGGGCGGAACCUGUCUGCCCGGAACUUGUACCCGCCGUGCAAUUUACAACGGAGGACUGCGUAACAGUACACAAGCUUCUGCUAACCUCCGCUGUAGCUACUAAUAUUGGAAUCAGGGAAUUGGUCAUCAUUUUACUGCCCGAAUGGAGAUUUUCGCCACGUUUGAUGACUCUGUGUUUUUGGAGGCGAAAGACCGAGUCGCUGUGACUUUGUCUUCUUACAACGCGAAAGUGUGCGAGCCGCAAUGGUUCUGUGAUAAAACUGCCCUCAAUACAGAUGAUCCUUUGGAGAAGCAGAAAAUCUAUAAAUUCAGAGGUGACUUGGCCGUGAGACAGGGACAACAUCAGGAAGCCUUGGAUGCGUACAGCAACUGCCAGGAGUGGAUUGCUGACAACAACCUGACCAUCAGAAGAGAUGUGCUGGAGGGAAUGGCCCGAUGCUGCAGCAAACUGGGACAGAGAGACAGGGCGCUGCACUUUGCCGACUUAUUGGGCAAAGAAGCGUCCAACAUCUGUCACAUGACCAGCCUCCUGCUGCUCAAGGUCAGCAUCUACCAGCGUUUUAAGGCGGUAGUAUCAGAGCUGUCCGCUCUGCAGCAGCUGUGUAGCAUGCUGCCCUUUAACCCCUGGCACUGGUACAACCUUGGACAGACGUGUCUGCAGCUGCUGGAGAACUCCCGUACCACAGCAGGACGCUGUGAGUCGGCAGACGAGGAUAAACCGGGGGAGGCAGCAGAGCUCGGUGAGGACAGAAUCUGGCUGAAAGCUUGCAGUGGUUUCAUCAGGACGAGACUCCUGUUGAGAAUCCUGCGACAGCAGCAGUCCUCCUUCGUGUUGCAGCGCACUGAAAGCACUCUACAAACGGCCGACCAAGUGUUGCAGAGGCUGAGUCCCAAGGAAACAACGCUGCAGGCUCUCACUGAGGUGUUGUCAGAGGACCUCAUUCCAGAUAAGAUGAGGGAGGAGUACCAGGACGGGGACAGUCUGGCCAGUGUGCGCGUGCAGAGCUUCAAGGAGCGCUGGUGGGACAGGAUCCUGCUGACUGGCGUGCUGGAGGCCGACGGUCCUUCCCACGGGAUGAACUGAAAAUGUCCCGCAACAGAAGUGCAAACACACAAAAUACACUUCAAAUGCUGAACUGAUGCGGACGAUAUCAGGAAUACCACGGCGAUAAAGACACAUUCUGCUGCUCACUUUAUCUGAGCACUGGGAGAAUCUUGCAGUACAACGCUUCAUCCACUUCAAACUGGAGGGUGUAAUUCAUGACCAAUCAGGGAGGAAACAUCCCAAGAAUGAUUUAAAUACAAAUGUAUAAUACAUACACACCAACAAUGCCUGCUUUGAAAACACCUAUUUUUAUUGUACAUAAGGGAUGGUUCAUCUCUACAGUCUGCCUCCACUAUGAUUUAACAUAAACACGUGCUAUAGUCUAAAUCUUAAUCUUUCUGACUUUUUCUACAUAAUAAACCGUUACUUUUUUAUUCUUUCAACAAUUUC